AUGCCGGGCGUAAACGAGGCGGAAACAAUCCGCAUUCUCAUCUCGACCGACAAUCAUGUUGGGUACAACGAGCGAGACCCCAUCCGGGGAGAUGACAGCUGGAAGACCUUCCACGAAAUCAUGUGUAUGGCCAAAGAACAAGAUGUCGACAUGGUGUUGCUCGCCGGUGAUCUUUUCCAUGAGAAUAAGCCCUCCAGGAAAUCCAUGUAUCAAGUGAUGCGCUCCAUUCGCAUGAACUGCUUCGGUGAUAAACCAUGUGAAUUGGAGAUGCUCAGCGAUGCCAGUGAGAACUUCCAGGGCGCGUUUAACCACGUUAACUAUGAGGACCUGGAUAUGAAUAUUGCCAUUCCCAUCUUCUCAAUUCACGGAAACCACGACGACCCGUCCGGAGAAGGCCACCUUGCCGCCCUGGACCUCCUCCAGGUGUCUGGCCUUCUCAAUUACUACGGUCGGACCCCAGAGUCUGAUAAUAUCGAAAUCAAACCGGUUCUCCUCCAAAAAGGCCGAACCAAGCUUGCACUCUAUGGAAUGAGUAAUGUUCGGGACGAGCGCCUGUUUCGAACUUUCCGCGAUGGAAAAGUCAAAUUCUUUAAGCCUUCAGUCCAGAAAGACGACUGGUUCAACCUGAUGUCGGUGCAUCAAAACCAUCACGCAUACACUGAGACAGGGUACCUACCGGAGAAAUUUCUUCCGGAUUUCAUGGAUAUGGUAAUCUGGGGCCAUGAGCAUGAAUGCUUGAUCCACCCUAAGCAAAACCCCGAAACAAAAUUCCACGUUAUUCAGCCUGGUUCGUCAGUCGCAACAUCCUUGGUACCAGGUGAGGCAGUGACAAAGCAAGUCACUAUUAUGAGCGUCACGGGGCGAGAGUUCUCGUGUGAACCCAUUCGGCUCAAAUCAGUCCGACCCUUUGUUAUGCGAGAGAUUGUGCUGUCCGAGGAAAAGGGCGCUCAGAAGCUAGCCCGCAAGGAAGACAAUCGAACCGAAGUCACCCGCUUCCUAAUGUCAAUCAUCGAAGAAUUAAUCGAGGAAGCAAAUGCAGAGUGGCUUGAAAACCACCCUCAAAAUGAAGAUGAGGAGGAGGACCAGCCGGAGAUUCCGCUCCCUCUUGUUCGGCUUCGCGUAGAGAUCUCCACCCCGGAGGGCGGAAGCUACGAGUGUGAGAAUCCACAACGAUUUUCGAAUCGGUUUGUCGGUAAAGUUGCCAAUGUUAAUGACGUGGUGCAAUUUCACCGCAAGAAAAAGAAUCCAACUGCUUCCCGCAAAGGUGACGCAGGACUCGACGAGGCGCCGACUUCACACCUAACAGCGCUAGAUACAGUCAAAGUCGAGCAAUUAGUCAAGGAAUUUCUUGCAUCUCAAUCACUCAGCAUCCUUCCUCAGAACACUUUUGGAGAUGCCGUGGCUCAGUUCAUCGACAAGGAUGACAAACAUGCGAUGGAAAUGUUUGUCAACGACUCACUAGAAAGCCAGGUCAAGCAUUUGAUGACUCUCACCCGCAAUGAAGAUGAUAUGGAUGAGGAAGACCCCGAACAGAGCUCCUUAGUCACAGCCAUGGAGAAAUAUCGCACGCAAAUGGAAGACUUAUUUUCCAAGGGAGUUAAAAAACGCACUCGUGGCAAGAAACGCUUCAAGCCCAAGCCAGAUGGCUGGGACUCCGAGUUCGACGGUACAUGGGAAGAUCAACCAGGUGCCCUUAUCCAUUCAGAUAAUGAAGGCGGCGACCCCGCCGAAGAAGAGGAUGGGGAGGGUGGCGCAACGCCAGCUGGUAGUCGCCCCUCGGCUACAACCUCCACACGCGGCCGUGGCAGAGGACGUGGUCGUGGGCGUGGUGCAUCUACCACUGCGCGAGGGGCUGCCAAGGCAGCAGCUGCACCCAAAGGACGGAAGAAGCAGGUGGUGUCUGAUGAAGAGUCGGAGGUUGAUAAUGAUGUGAUUAUGCUUGAAGACGAGGAGGAUUUUGCCGCUGAUGUAAUUUCGGACGACGAUGAUUCCCAGGCGUUACUACCACGACCCGAGGUCGUGGGGCUCGAACGGCGGCCUCACCAGCCCCCCUCGUCAGUUACCGUCAGUGCCACUGCUACUCGCCGAACUACUGCAAGAACUGCGAAACCCACUCAACAAACACUUGACUUUGGUUCUCAGGCCAGUUCCGCCCGCUCUUCAAGACCUAAGCGUGCGACGCGUAGCGUCAGCAUCGUUAGUGACGAUGAUGACGAUGACGACGCAUUUGAACCUGUUGAGGCCUCAAGCUCACGACGACGACGUUGA
Messenger RNA from Penicillium waksmanii, 2268 nucleotides. Its product is annotated as MRX complex nuclease subunit. Gene Ontology annotation, molecular function: DNA endonuclease activity; 3'-5'-DNA exonuclease activity; manganese ion binding. The coding region runs from base 1 to 2268 and encodes 755 amino acids. Gene Ontology annotation, cellular component: Mre11 complex; nucleus. The record is from RefSeq and is a predicted model, not a curated record. The transcript is spliced from 3 exons. Gene Ontology annotation, biological process: double-strand break repair via nonhomologous end joining; mitochondrial double-strand break repair via homologous recombination; meiotic DNA double-strand break formation. NCBI's taxonomy places the organism in Eukaryota, Fungi, Ascomycota, Eurotiomycetes, Eurotiales, Aspergillaceae.